AUGGCAUUUGUCACACCUGAUGGCCACUAUGAAUAUCUGCGUAUGCAGUUCGGGCUGGCAAAUGUUCCUGCAGUGUUCCAAAGGUCAAUCGAUAAAACGUUAGGGUAUCUGAAAAAUACAUUUGCGUUAGUCUACCUCGAAUAUAUUCUAAUACCAUCGGAGACUUUUGAAGAAUAUCUGGCAUCAUUGGAGAGGGUGAUAGAGGCCUUGAGCAAUGCCGGAUUCAGCUUGAAUCGAUUUGUUAUUUUCAUUUUUGUCGUUUUUCUCAUAAAUUUUAGGUUUUUCAUUUUUUUAAAUAUCUACGUUUUUCCGAGAACCAAGCAGACCGCUCGUAAAUCGACCGGAGGAAAAGCACCCCGAAAGCAGUUGGCGACCAAAGCGGCGAGAAAAAGUGCACCGGCAACGGGAGUAGUUAAAAAACCUCAUCGCUACAGACCGGGCACCGUGGCUUUGAGAGAAAUUAGACGUUAUCAAAAGAGCACCGAACUAUUGAUCCGAAAAUUACCGUUCCAAGGACUGGUCAGAGAAAUCGCUCAAGACUUUAAAACGGAUCUGCGUUUCCAAAGUUUCGCGGUUAUGGCGUUGCAAGAAGCGAGCGAAGCUUAUCUCGUCGGUCUUUUCGAAGAUACAAAUUUGUGCGCCAUUCAUGCCAAACGAGUAACGAUCAUGCCGAAAGAUAUUCAAUUGGCAAGGCGUAUCAGGGGAGAGAGAGCUUAAGAUUAAUAAUAAUCUCUUUUAUUAUUAUUAACAACAAACCGGUUCUUUUAAGAACCACAAAUCAUUUUCCUUUAAGAUUUCGUUAAAAAUUGAAAAUAAAAAAUAAAGCCCGGUUGGAAUUUUUUUUUCGCAACUAACGACGUCUUUAAAAAAAAAUAAUUAAUGGUUCUGAUCAUGGCACUAAUUUUGUAGGAUCAAAAAAUGAAUUAGAAAAAUUAAUCAUUAAAAAUCAAGACGAAAUUCAAAGACAAUUAAGUGUUAACGGAACUACCUGGCAUUUUAUUCCCCCCAAAGCACCUCAUUUCGUUGGCCUCUGGGAGGCUGGAGUUCGUUCGACAAAACACCAUUUAAAACGAGUGUUAAAGGACACACCUUUAGCCUAUGAAGAAUUUUCAACGAUUUUAUGCCAAAUUGAAGCUUAUUUAAAUUCCCGGCCAUUAACUCCUCUCAAUUCAGACCCCAAUGAUCCUCAAGCCUUGACACCUUCGCACUUCCUGAUUGGAGAAAGGCUGACAAAAAUUCCCGAAUCGGACUUCACACCAAUACCAGAAAACCGUUUAUCGAAGUUUCAAAGAUGUCAACGUCCAGUACAACACUUCUGGAAGCGUUGGUCCAACGAAUUUAUAUCGGAACUGCAGCAAAGGUUGAAUUGGACUAAAUGCUAUCCGAAAUUGCUAAAGCCAGGUUCCUUGGUUAUCAUCAAGGAGGACGAUUUGCCCCCAUUGAAAUGGAAGCUUGGAAUCGUACAAGAUGUUCAUCCAGGAAGUGACGGAAUAGUUCGUGCAGCAACUGUAAAGACACCAUCCACAACUGUAAAGCGACCAGCAGUCAAACUUUGUCUCCUUCCGAAUGAUGACAAUCAAACAUCCGUUGAAGCCUAGCGGCUGUCAAGGCGGCCGGCAUGUUAGGCACAAAUCGCACGUUCUGGCAACGUCGCAUACAACCGACACCGCAGCAUCACAGCUGAGAUGAACUGUCUAAUUUUGUGUUCUGUGUUCGACCCGGGUCCAUGCCUAUAUAUAGUCAAGAAUAA
This is a messenger RNA of Cylas formicarius (sweet potato weevil), 1750 nucleotides long. RefSeq names its product histone H3-like. Bases 1 to 717 code for a protein of 238 amino acids. The transcript has 2 exons. Gene Ontology annotation, molecular function: protein heterodimerization activity; DNA binding; structural constituent of chromatin. The record is from RefSeq and is a predicted model, not a curated record. Lineage: Eukaryota; Metazoa; Arthropoda; Insecta; Coleoptera; Brentidae. Gene Ontology annotation, cellular component: nucleosome.